CUGACCUGUAAACCUCUCUGAUAUAAUGACAGUUUUAGGAGGUGCUGGGUAGAUCAAGCAUACGGCAAAUGUGAUUUAUAGUUUUGCAUAUUAAUUUGAGUAGCCAAAGAUGAGUGAGAGAGCUGGAAUGCUGCAUUUCAGACUGGAGAACCACGGGGACUCCAUGCUGGACAGAAUGAAUUCCCUGCGCCAGCAAAACAAAUUUUGUGAUGUUACUGUGCAUAUUGAUGAAACAGAGGUUCCAGGACACAGGGUGGUGUUUGCAGCAGGCUCACCGUAUCUGAGGGACCAGUUUUUGCUGAGCAAUUCACACGAGGUGCAUAUUUCUAUCCUACAAAACUCACAGGCCGGCAAACAGCUCCUCCUUUCUUGUUACACCGGCAUCCUAGAAUUUCCGGAGAUGGAGCUUGUGAAUUACCUGACCGCCGCCAGCUUUCUACAAAUGAGCCAUGUGGUGGAGAGAUGCACGGAGGCUUUGUGGAAGUUCAUCAAACCCAGUCAAGUUUCAGAGAGAAAAGACGACGGACAGGAAUCCAGUGUAGAUAAACGUGGAGCAGAGCAAGAAGGGGUCGAGGAUACAAUGCAGCCAGAAUCUCCAGCUAGUACACCUUCAGACGAUUCCCUGGAUAAUGAUGACAUUCAGAUUGUUAAGAUUGAGUCAAUUGGGGACGUGUCCAGUGACAAAACGAAAGUGUGUCAAAGCCAGUAUAAUUCUUCCGAACAGACUGCUCUCCAUUCUCUUGAACCACAACACUCCCUGAUCAACUCCACUGUAGAAAACAGAACCGGAGACACGGACAACCCUCUUCACAGCUACACUAUGUCCGAUAAUAGCAGCGACAACAUGGGGCCACCAGCUAAAGAACUUUUUGGUCCCGGUAACAGGAUAGUGGACAAAACAUUACAGUGGCAUCACCAGUGUCCAAAGUGCACAAGGGUCUUCCGCCACUUAGAAAAUUAUGCCAACCAUUUAAAAAUGCACAAGUUAUUUAUGUGUCUCCUUUGUGGUAAAACUUUUACGCAGAAGGGCAACUUGCACAGGCAUAUGCGGGUGCAUGCAGGCAUCAAACCCUUCCAAUGUAAAAUAUGCGGUAAGACUUUUUCCCAGAAAUGCUCCCUGCAGGACCACCUCAACUUGCAUAGUGGAGACAAGCCUCACAAAUGCAAUUACUGUGACAUGGUCUUUGCCCACAAGCCUGUGCUAAGAAAACACCUGAAACAGUUGCAUGGUAAAAACAGCUUUGACAAUGCCCACGAAAGGAACACACAGGACAUUGGUCUGGACUUUGAUACUUUUUCAAACACGCAUGACAGCAGUGAAAUUAUAAGCCAGAGUAUUCACAAAUAAAUAAGGGCAGUAUAUGAAAAA
Xenopus laevis (African clawed frog) is the source of this 1369-nucleotide messenger RNA. It is a transcript of the gene zbtb26.L, whose product is annotated as zinc finger and BTB domain containing 26 L homeolog. Bases 110 to 1348 code for a protein of 412 amino acids. Gene Ontology annotation, biological process: regulation of transcription by RNA polymerase II. The transcript has 2 exons. NCBI's taxonomy places the organism in Eukaryota, Metazoa, Chordata, Amphibia, Anura, Pipidae. Gene Ontology annotation, molecular function: DNA binding; RNA polymerase II cis-regulatory region sequence-specific DNA binding; DNA-binding transcription factor activity, RNA polymerase II-specific. Gene Ontology annotation, cellular component: nucleus. The record is from RefSeq and is a predicted model, not a curated record.